AUGUUUAUGCAGCAGAAAACGUUGAAAAAUGCUGAAGAGGGUACUGAAGGUGUUAGAAACCCUAAUAUACCGGAUGAAGAAGCUAAUAAUCAAUUCAAGGUUUCUGAUUUGCAAACAUGUGGGAAAUACAUAGCGUUUUUGUCAGUGGUAUAUUUUCUCAUGGCAUUAUCCCAAGUUUGCAAUCUGCUUUUUAUGACAUUUGCUGAUCGCAAACCACAAGUGGAGGAUUAUUGUGAGAAAAUUUAUCCCAAAUACACCUCUACAAAAACAUGCAAUGUUACUCACUGCUGGAUCAGAGCAGGCAAUCCACCACAAAAUAAAAUAUGCGCAACCAAGUCUUAUGAUUUUAUUCCUAUCAGAUAUGAUUUCGAUGUUCCAUUAGAAUACGUUAAACUUGGCACAACAAUGCAAAAUGUCGGAUUAAUGAUUGGAGCCAUUGUAGCUGGCAAUUUAGCAGAUAUCUAUGGCAGGAAAAAGGUACUGUUAACAGCUACUGUAGGAUUAAUAGUAUUUCUUGUUGUGACCCCACUUUCGCCGUCUUUUGCUGUGUUUACUAUACUUCGCUUUUUCGAUAUGCUAUUUACAGGAGGACAGCACUGUGUUUGCAACCCUUUUUUUAUGGAAAAUUUGCCCGACAAACACCGAAUGUGGAUGGCUAACGUAAUUACAUAUUCACCAAAUUACAUUAUCUUGUCAGGCAUUGCCUACCUUUGUAAGCAAUGGAAAACUUUGUCGUUGGCAGCGGCCGGCAUUUCAGUCAUUCCUUUAAUUACUUUGCCAUUCCUUAAAGAAUCACCACGCUGGCUAAUUAAAAAAGGUAAAAGUGAUGAAGCACUAAAAGCAGCCGCAUAUAUCAGAAAAUGGGAUCACCAAGACUCACCUGAAAUGGAGCAGAAAAUUAUUAGUGUUGUGAAGAAAGCUGCGGAAGAUGAACAAGAGAAGAAGAAAAAAGGAGGAAAAAAUUAUUACGUUUAUCACUUAUUCAGCGAUUGGAAUCUUGGAUGCUACACUUUAGUAUUUGCUACUAGCUUGUUUUCUGCAAGUUUUGUAAGUUUCGGUGUUGCUUACAAUAUGGAUGCUCUAGCUGGUACGGUCUAUAUUAAUGUAAUUAUUUUGGGAUUCCUUCGAUGGGGCAUUAAUAUUACGGCUGCUAGCUUAGAAUACUUCUUUGAAAAUAUCGGAAGACGAUUACUUCAUCUUGUUGCUGUAGGAUUCAUAGCUACUGUCAUGGGAGUAACUUUCAUAAUUUAUCGUCUUACAUGGCCAAAAAUCGAUGCCUACAAAGCAGCUGUAAAGGCAGGGGAAAAAGGAGAUCCAUCAAUUCACUCAAUCGUCCUGUUCACAAGAUAUGCUUGUCUUCUAGCAGCUGCAAUGUGCAGUGAAGUAUUUGUUUUGAAUGCUGUUCAACCGUCUGAGCUAUUUCCAACACCAGUUCGAAGUGCAGGCAUUGCAUUCAUUCAAAUUUUCAACCGACUUGGCACAAUUGUCGGUCCACUGGUGUUCAUACCAAGUAAGCACUGGCCACCAGCGCCUUUCUUACUGAUGUUCAUAACGAGCAGCGCCGAUUUCCUAUUGUAUUUCUUAUUGGUGCCUGAAACUCGGGGCAAAAGACUACCCGACCACAUGCCUGGAGAAUAUCCAAGUGAUGAAAUGGCUGCUCUAAGUUCAGAAGCACUUAAGUCAGAGAAGAGAUUUGCAAGGAGUAAAAUACAUAGGAAAAAGACUAAGAGCAAAGGAAAAGUUAUCGAAAAGGAUGACAGACAAAUACACAAGGAUGUCAGAAAAAAAGAGAGUGGAGGAAGUAAAAAAGAGAUAAGAGAAGGUGUUGAAGAGAAGAAAACAAUUGAGAAAGAGACUGAGAAAGAAGGAAAACAAUCUGCAAGUAGUCUACGCAGCAAACAGCAAGGAUAA
Messenger RNA from Thelazia callipaeda (thelaziosis nematode), 1911 nucleotides. NCBI's taxonomy places the organism in Eukaryota, Metazoa, Nematoda, Chromadorea, Rhabditida, Thelaziidae. The record is from the annotation of a GenBank genome assembly.